AUGAGCGAAAACGAUGGAGGAAACAACCCCGAGGAUUCGGACUCGGGUGACGAGUAUUCGGAUUCGGAUUUACACGCCGGUGGGGUCUCGGACACGGAGAACGACCAAGCGGUCAUCGCGCAAGCGAUGUCGGCCGAGGCGACUUUAUCCGUGGACGUUGGGUCUUCGCUCACCCACCACGAUUGGGCGGACAUCGAUAACAGCGAUUUAGUCGCCAAAGUGAGAGGUUCGGCUGGGUUUCGAAUCAUGAGAGAGAUUCAACCGUGGGACGGGGCGGCGUCUUCAUCCGCCGCAGCAACGUUGUUGGAUAACAAGGUGUUUGAGUAUUUUUACGUGCAAAGGAAAGACUCGGACAUGUUUAAGAAAUUGGUCAAGGAGUGCUUCCCGAAAGAGUACGAACAAGCCUCCUCGGAUAAAGAGGAGAAGAAGAGAUUGCAGUCCAUGUGGGCGCAACAAAUCAUGGACGAGUUGAAAGGGAUGAGAGAGUACGCGAAACAUACCAUUCGAUGGUUGACGGCGAUAAAUAACGCGCAAGCGGGAGAUUUGUUAUUUUUGAAGAGGGAGGCGUUGAUGAAUGGAGAACACUCGAUUCAGUGGAAAGCGGCGGCUAUCGUCUGGGAGAGCGUAUCGAAUAGGAUUAAAGAUCAAACGUUCGCGGCGAUGCACGCGUGGACGAAUAAAACUGGAGCGCAAUCCGGAGGGGUGCCGAGAAUGUAUAAACAUCAGCACGAACUUUUGGAGGUUUUGGAUAAGCAUUACACGGUUACUGAACAGGCUGUGGAGAGUGGAGGGAAAAUGCCGUUACCGUUGCACGUGAUUUUAAGCACACCGACUGGGUCUGGUAAGACGUUUACCGCGGUUCUGACGUAUUUGCGUCUGAUCAAGCAAAAGCAUAAAGACGUCAUCUUGUUGUAUUCCGUGCCGACGAAGCAGGUUUUGAAGAGAGUUGGCCAGGAGUGCGAAGCGCACGCCGUGCCGUAUUGGACGGCGGCCAGAGAUAAUACCGGUGAUGGGACGAUGACGCAAGUCAGAAGACCGUAUUCUAUCCGAGAUAAGGCGAGGAAUAAAAAAGCUGUGAGAGCGGCGAGGGCCAUCGGAGAGAAAGUUUCAGCCGGUAGCGGCACGGUGGAACAACAGCUAGAAUAUGCCGCGGAUAUUGGUUUCAAGUUAAAAGAUCAUGGCGCGGGGAAGCCAGAUAUUAUCAUUGCAGAUUUGAAUACGACGGCGAGAAUAUUAGAAGCGGCGAAGAAACAGCCGGAAUCGAGUUUUUAUAACCAAUCGAAAAUUUUGCUCUACUUUGAUGAACCGAAUAUGGGAAUUCAUUUAGACCCAAAGGUUUUAGGCGUCGUUUCAAACAUUCAAGCGAAUAUGCCGCACGCGGCUGUGCUAGCUUCUGCAACGCUGGGCACGUGGGAUACGUUAGAAGAUUGGUGGAAAGGCCCGACGGAGGCGAGGAGAGACACCAUUGAAAUGGCACCGUACGAGUUACCGAUGUCGAAACUCGCGGUGUUUAACCAAGCGACGAAUGAAAUUUCUACGAUUUCUCCGUUUGGGAUGUUCAAAAACUAUGGUGAAUUCCAAAGAGCUAUGAAUGAUAUUCGCGUUCCGACUUUGUUGUUGAGGCACAUGUCCGCCAAGCAAGGCAACGAGUUAUUAGGCAUUGAUGGUCCGGAAGCGGCAUGGGAGAAAGUCUACGGGGACGUCAAAUCGUUACGAUUGGCCAUCGAACCAAAGAUGAAAACCAUUCCGCAGCCUGAUUUCGAAAAGUAUAAAGUUCGCUGGGCUACUGGAGAAGGUGCGCCGAAGAAAGUUGCCGGCAUUCGAGAUGCUUUAAGUAAGGAAGGUGUGACUAUGGUUGGUUGCAUCAACCCGAGGAAAACGGCGUUGGAACUCGCCGGUUUCGAAAACAAAGAAGACUGGCAAGCCGCCGUGCAUAAAUUGAAUUCUAAAUUGAAAGAAGCCGAGAGAAUGUUAAAAGAAAACGCUAAGGCUGAAAAACGAGCCGCGAAGAAGAAAGGCGACGCCGACGAUGAAAACCCAGCCGAUGCCGGGGACGACGUUCAAGUCGGAUUGGUCACCUUGAGACCGAUGUUGAAAAUCUCUUUAGCAGAGGCGUUGGAGUCGGACAUCGACACUUUGGUCAUGUUGUCCCGAGGCGUCGCGUACGCAAGUGGUAAAGGCACGGAGACUAUGGUAAAGCGAUUGUAUAAUCAAGCGUUGUUGACGGUACCGGAUUCUUUGAAGGGAAGGUCGCCGCCGUUGAACGUGCUUGUUGUCGAUUACUCGUCUAUUUACGGUACCGAUUGUCCCGCCGUGGACACGUUACUCUUGCAAGAAGAGCUCGGAAGAUUACUUGCCUGGGAAGAUUUGCAACAGUUUAUCGGUCGUCUCCGUCGCGACGGUUUGUGUAUCUUCUUCUCCUUGGGGACUUUGCGAAAAGCCGUGUUGGGUUCGCACGUCGAAGCCGAAGAAAUUCAGAAAACAAUCAACUUUCAGAAAGCGGUCGAAGAGACAACGUUGAAACUCGUAGAAUCGAAGAAGUACGACAGUGCAUCGGUAAAAGGAGCUUUGGAACCAUUAGCCGAACAGUUUGGUAGGCGUACGGGAGAAGCUGGCGCUUUUGCCGUAAUUGCUCUCGCGUGCCUUUCGUUGAAGCCACAAGACAUGCCAGAUUCCGAUAAAGAACUCUCCGCGCAAAUGGUCAAAAACGUCGAGAAAUUUAGUGAAGCUUUAGAAAAAAUUAUCGGGAAGAAACAAGACCAAAUCAGUUUGGUUUCCAUUCUUGAGUCUCUCGCGUGCUCGCAAGCCCCAUUUGAAGGUCGAACAGGGGGUGCCAGAGUUUUGGGAUGCGCAGCAUCGUUUCUUAAAGGGAUAUACGACGCCGACUUGCUCUCUGAAGAUGGUAUUUUCGCGUGGGCGAAUCAGCGGGCGAAAGAUAUUAAGAACGAUCCGGACGCCGAUCAAAGGUUCUUUAUGAAAGUGAAACCAUUUGUGCAGUGGUUGCAAGAAGCCUCGGAAGACGAGGAGUCGGACGAGGAGUAG
This is a messenger RNA of Bathycoccus prasinos, 3042 nucleotides long. RefSeq lists its product with no specific name. Gene Ontology annotation, cellular component: eukaryotic translation initiation factor 2B complex. The record is from RefSeq and is a predicted model, not a curated record. The transcript has a single exon. Bases 1 to 3042 code for a protein of 1013 amino acids. NCBI's taxonomy places the organism in Eukaryota, Viridiplantae, Chlorophyta, Mamiellophyceae, Mamiellales, Bathycoccaceae. Gene Ontology annotation, molecular function: guanyl-nucleotide exchange factor activity; translation initiation factor binding; translation initiation factor activity.